Messenger RNA from Struthio camelus australis, 3101 nucleotides. The record is from RefSeq and is a predicted model, not a curated record. Lineage: Eukaryota; Metazoa; Chordata; Aves; Struthioniformes; Struthionidae.
UGUUUCUGUCCUUAAAGAACUGAUAUUCAAUGGCUGGAAACAGAGGUGCCAAGAGGCUGAAAUGAAUAUGACUACUAUCCUACAAGAGAUUUUGAUUAAAAGAUCACAGCAGAAGAAGAGGACCUCUCCUUUAAACUACAAAGAGAGGCUUUUUGUGCUUACAAAGUCCAUGCUAACGUACUAUGAAGGUCGAGCGGAGAAAAAGUACAGAAAAGGAUCUGUUGACAUUUCAAGAAUCAAAUGUGUAGAAGUUGUAAAAAAUGAUGGCAUUAUUCCCUGUCAAAAUAAAUAUCCAUUUCAGGUUGUGUAUGAUGCUAAUACACUCUAUAUUUUUGCACCAAGUGCACAAAGCCGGGAUCAGUGGGUGAGAAAUCUGAAAGAAGAAAUAAAGAACAACAGUGAUAUAAUGGUAAAAUAUCAUCCUAAAUUCUGGACGGAGGGAAUUUAUCAGUGUUGCAGACAGACAGAAAAAUUAGCACCUGGCUGUGAAAAAUAUAAUCUCUUUGAAAACAGUAUAAGGAAAGAACCCUCUCCAAUGCCAGAAAAAACUAAGCGAAGGCCUCCGCCACCUGUUCCCCCAGCUGAAGAAAAUGACAGUGAAGAGGAGGAAAUAGUGGUAGCAAUGUAUGACUUUCAGCCUACAGAACAUCAUGAUUUAAGAUUAGAGAAAGGUGAAGAGUAUAUGAUAAUUGAAAAAAAUGACAUUCACUGGUGGAAGGCAAGAGAUAAAUAUGGAAAUCAAGGAUAUAUUCCAAGCAACUAUGUAACAGGAAAGAAGUCCAACAACCUUGAUCAAUAUGAAUGGUACAGCAGAAAUCUGAACAGAAGUAAGGCAGAACAACUCCUUAGAAAUGAGGACAAAGAAGGUGGUUUUGUGGUGAGAGACUCAAGUCAGCCAGGCCUGUAUACAGUUUCCCUUUAUACAAAAUUUGGAGGAGAAGGUUCAUCAGGAAUAAGACACUACCAUAUAAAAGAAACAGUGACAUCACCAAAACAGUUCUACCUCGCGGAAAAACAUCUUUUUAACUCCAUUCCAGAAAUAAUUGAGUAUCAUAAACAUAAUGCAGCAGGUCUUGUUACCAGACUGCGUUACCCAGUGACCCCGAAGAAGACGACAGCACCAACAACUGCAGGGUUCAGCUAUGAGAAAUGGGAAAUUAAUCCCUCUGAGCUGACCUUUAUGAGAGAAUUGGGGAGCGGUCUCUUUGGAGUAGUGCGUCUUGGGAAAUGGAGGGCUCAGUAUAAAGUAGCCAUCAAAGCAAUUCGGGAAGGUGCAAUGUAUGAAGAGGAUUUCAUUGAAGAAGCGAAAGUAAUGAUGAAAUUAACACAUCCUAAAUUGGUUCAGCUGUAUGGUGUGUGCACGCAACAGAGACCAAUUUACAUAGUGACAGAAUUCAUGGAACUGCUGAACUACCUGAGGCAAAAACGUGGCCUCCUGAGCAAAGACACCCUGCUAACUGUGUGCCAAGAUGUGUGUGAAGGAAUGGAGUACCUGGAGAGGAACAGCUUUAUCCACAGAGACCUGGCUGCCAGAAACUGCUUAGUGAAUGAUUCGGGAGUGGUCAAAGUGUCUGAUUUUGGCAUGACAAGAUAUGUCCUUGAUGAUCAAUACACAAGCUCUUCUGGGGCUAAGUUUCCUGUGAAGUGGUGUCCCCCAGAAGUUUUUAAUUAUAGCCGAUUCAGCAGCAAAUCAGAUGUCUGGUCAUUUGGUGUGUUAAUGUGGGAAGUAUUCACAGAAGGAAAAAUGCCCUUUGAAAAAAGCUCCAACUAUGAAGUGGUAACUAUGGUUAGCCAAGGACAUCGUUUGUAUCGACCCAAAUUAGCCUGUAAACUAGUGUAUAACGUCAUGAUGAUGUGCUGGCAAGAGAAACCAGAGGCGCGCCCUACUUUUGAAGACUUGCUUCACACAAUCAUUGACAUUGCAGAGGGUGAAGAUUCUUUCUGAAGAAACAUGGCAGCAACCCAAUACAGGAAAUAGUCCACAUUCGAGAGCUGUAGCCUCAUCAUUUCUUUAAAGGCUUGAUCCUGUAAGCUGCUGGAUGUUGUUAAACAGUGUGGGGAGCCUGUAACGUUUGCUGCCCUUCAAUCCAGGGGGUUAUAUGUGAUGCUGGGAAACAUGCACAAUACCAUCAGCAAUACUUGCAGUCCUUAUGUUUUCCUCUGAAAAGUCAGCAUCGCAUAAUGGACAAAUUGAGCUCUGUAGGGAGAAAGAGAGAGAACGUGAUCAAAGCCCAAGAACUUAGUUUGCGUUUACUGGGUUGUGUUUAUGUAUAUACAGUCCACGUUUCUGAGUUUCUGAGUUUCUCUUUACUCGGGCAGUAGAAAUGGUGGUGGUAGUAGUAGUAGUGAUUUGCAAGCUUUAAAAUUGGAGGUAUCUAUUUAUAGCUAAUUACUGACAUUGAAGUGUUUCCAGAGAUUCUGCAGAAACAUUAUUUUUCUCAGUUCAUGGUUGCUCUAUGACACCUCAAGAACACAAAACAUGCUUCUUUCCUUUGCACAUAGUGAGUUGCCAGCAAGGCAGUCAUUGGUUUGGUAUAACACUCAGAAACUUUGCCUAAGAACCAAGCUGUGACGUGCCAAGACCUUCUAGGGCCUUUCGUCAACCAAAGACCUUCCAAGAUUGGUCUUUACAUUACACGUGAAAAAUAAAUCCAUGAUUCAGCACAACUGGCUGUCAGUGUACUAUAGUACCUUGGUGUUGAUUAAUUAAAAAAUAAUUUAUACGUUGUAUGUAUUGUAAAUAUAUAAAUUCUAUACAUUUAUUUAUAUACAGUGCGAGUGUUCUCCCCUUGAAAUUUUCAGGAAUUAGUUUGUUCUACCUUAACUUGCAUAUGCAACUCAAUACAUGAGAUUGUAAAUGAAAGUACACCCUCAUAUGAAUUAAGGGAGCGCUCGUUUUCCUAUCUUUGUCAUCUGUAUGUACAACAAUUUAACCUUUCUGUUCUUAACAGAAAAUGUCAUACUGUGUGUGUGUAAAUAAACAAUGUAAACUGUUGUUUGCAAGAGUAAUGUGUUGCUAAUAAUUUGUUGACACAGUGCUUUAUCAGCCAAGCUCAUUGCUCAUAGGAGUCUAUUAUGAUAACCCGUGUAUUUGUGUAUCU